AGGGCGGCCCGCUCCGUGUCUCGUGUAAUUGGUCGUAGACGAAGCGAUCUAGUCAUCGGCGCGCUGGUCUUCCCUCCCGACAUGCGUCUCGCGGGGCAGCCGAAGGGGCGGCUGACCCAGGGCGGCCCGGCUGGUGGCCGGUGUCUCUCUCGCUCUCUCUCUCUCUCUCGCUCUUUCUCCCUCUCUCUCUCUCUCUCUCUCUCUCUCUCUCGCUGUCCUCUUUCUCUCCCACCCUCCACCCAUCUUUCUUUCUCUCUCUGGAGAGAGGUAACCCAGAUUUCAAAAAUGAAUUGCUGCCUACUUCUCUCCAUCUACUCCCUCCUUACAUCUCUCAGUCAGUCACUCUCUCUCUCUCUCUCCUGCUCUCUCUCUUUCUCUACAUCAUCCCCUCUUCCAGUCGGUAAAAACAGAAUCAAUCUUGGAAAGUGAAAAUCGCCUCCGUGUCUCUGCCCCUCUUCGCUCUCGAUUGGAUAAAGCAACACGGAAACCCUUCCUCUCCUCCAGCCACUUUCUUUCCUCGAAAGCUUCAGGCUCAUCCCUCGCUUUCUUUCUCUUCUUUUUUCUCUCCCCCCAACCCCCCCGCCGCUCGGUGGCUGUCGAGUUUUUUUUCCCGGAGUGCAGUUACCUCUGACCGUGGCGUGUCGCUUCUCACGGUCCCGUGUCCUUUUUAUGAGGCGGGGGUCGGGUCCGAGGACAAGCAGAGCCUGACGGGCCGCCAGGAACCAGAGGACAGAGAGAGAGGACAGAGUGUGGGCGGCGAACCCCUCUUCCCCUCGUCCGUUAACUGAUCCGCCGCUCCUACAGCGGGCAUGUCCGGCCCGGUCUCCCCCUCCCCCUCCCCUCUGCCCUCCCCUCUGUCCCCUCCUCCCAGGCUCCCGGUCUUCCAGCGGAAAGGGGCCCUGAAGCACAAGCGUGUCGUGGAGGUGAAGGACCACCAGUUCACCGCGCGCUUCUUCAAACAGCCCACCUUCUGCAGCCACUGCACCGACUUCAUCUGGGGUAUAGGAAAGCAGGGAUUCCAAUGCCAAGUUUGCAGUUUUGUGGUGCACAAACGCUGUCACGAGUUUGUCACGUUUACGUGCCCUGGGGCGAUCACUGGACCUAAAGCAGAGGAUCUGAAGAGCAAACACAAGUUUAAGGUCCACACCUACUCCAGCCCAACCUUCUGUGAUCAUUGUGGUUCUCUGCUCUAUGGCCUCAUUCACCAGGGCAUGAAAUGCUCCAGUUGUGACAUGAACGUCCAUAAGCGAUGUGAGAACAGCGUGCCCAGUCUGUGCGGACACGACCACACGGAGAAGAGAGGGCGGAUCCACCUGAGCGUGCGCGGGGAGAAGGAGGACAUAUAUGUCACAGUGAGGGAAGCACGGAACCUGAUUCCCAUGGACCCUAAUGGCCUGUCUGACCCCUACGUCAAGCUCAAACUCAUCCCCGACCCCAAGAGCCACAGCAAACAGAAGACCAAGACAAUCCGCUCCACUCUGAACCCUGUCUGGAACGAGAGCUUCACCUUCUCUGUGCGUGGUAGGCAGUGGGACAGGCGCUUGUCAAUAGAAGUAUGGGACUGGGACCGCACUUCUCGGAACGAUUUCAUGGGAGCUCUGUCGUUUGGAGUGAGCGAGAUAUUUCGACGUCCCGUCAGCGGAUGGUUCAAACUACUUAACCAAGACGAAGGAGAAUACUACAAUAUCCCAGUCCCUGAUCCAGACCUGCAGGAACCAGACGCUGCUGCGUCUCCCUCUCUCCCUCCUGCUCCUGCUUCCGUGGCAACACCUGUGCCUGCCGUGACCCCGCCCAUUCUGAGUCCCACCCCCAACAGUGCCCCAGCAGGGAAGGGCCGAAUUGGACUGCAUGAUUUCAACUUCCUUAUGGUGCUAGGAAAGGGCAGUUUUGGAAAGGUGAUGCUGGCAGAAGAGAGGGGAAGCGACGUCCUGUAUGCCGUGAAGGUCCUGAAGAAAGACGUCCUGUUCCAGGACGAGGACACCGAGAGCGCCAUGGUGGAGCGCAGGGUGCUGGGUCUGAACGGCAGGCCGCACUUCCUCACCUCGCUGUACUGCGCCUUCCAGACAGAGGACCGCCUGUACUAUGUGAUGGAAUACGUGAAUGGCGGGGACCUCAUGUUCCACAUUCAGAUCGUGGGGAAAUUCAAAGAGCCACAUGCAGCGUUCUACGCGGCAGAGAUCGCAGUGGGGCUCUUCUUUCUCCACAGCAAAGGCAUCAUCUACAGAGACCUGAAGCUGGACAACGUUCUGUUGGAUAGCGAGGGCCACAUAAAGAUCGCCGACUUCGGGAUGUGCAGGGAGGGGAUAGAGGAGGGUGACACCACGCGCACUUUCUGUGGCACUCCUGACUACAUCGCUCCCGAGAUCGUAGCCUAUCAACCCUACGGGAAAGCGGUAGACUGGUGGUCAUAUGGGGUUCUCCUUUACGAAAUGCUGGCAGGGCAGCCUCCAUUUGAUGGCAUAGAUGAGGAGGAGUUGUUUCAGUCCAUCAUGGAGCAAAGUGUUUCAUAUCCCAAGAGUCUGUCUCGCGAGGCCGUCGCCAUCUGCAAGGGGCUCCUGACCAAGAACCCAGCGAAGCGUUUGGGUGGAGGAGACGAUGCACAGAGAGAGAUAAGGGAGCAUCCUUUCUUCCGCUGGAUAGACUGGGAAAGGCUGGAGAGACUGGAAAUCCAGCCACCCUUCAAACCUCGGGCUGGAGGGAAAAAAGGAGAAAACUUUGACAAGUUUUUCACGUCUGCCUCUGCCGCCCUCACGCCAUCUGACCCGGAUGUACUUGCAGCCAUCGAUCAGGAAGAUUUUCGGGGCUUUACUUUUUUCAACACUGAUUUCACUGCAUCACCGCUCACCGCUGUGUGAACUCACACAGCACAAACCAGCUUCUCCUUGCCCACUUAUCACUACUCUUUGUUCCCUGCAACCUUAAAACGUACUUGCUCUAUAAGCCAUGAAUUAAAAGUAACCACAAUAGACAAGCCACUGAAGAUUUAGUGUGCAGUAAAAUCGCCAGUGUUAAAUGAACGAUGGAUUCGAAUGCACUGUUCCUGCUCAGGCAAAAUGUCUUCUAUAGUUAUCUAGAGAGUCUACCUGUAUCACUGGGUGGCAUUGCUAGCCAUUAAGAGAAUCGAAUAUGCUCAGAAAUAAUCUACUGUGUGCUCUGUAGAAAUCAUAUAUUAGUUAUACAUGUAAGCAUUUUUGCACUUCUCUCUGGGAGGACAUCAAAAUUCAAAAUGCCUGGGGAACUUUUAAGUGCAUUGUCACACCGCAAGACGCUCGCGGACCGACAACAAUAGAAGAGUUUAUUAACAAUACAGUCAACAACAAACAAAUCCAAAAAGCAAAUCCAAUCCAAAGUCGAGGGGCGAUCAUGGACAAUUUAACAGGGGCAAACAGGGAUAUCCAAGGCAAGGCAGAAAAUCGAGGUAGAACAAAAUACGAACAAUGGCCAAAACAGGGAAAUGCACAGCAGUCCGAAAAUAACGCUCGAUAUGCACUUAAACAGGUCGUAUGACUUGCUUAAGACCGUGCAAAGCAUAUAAAUAGGCUACGUAAAUGAAGAACAGGUGCAGGCACUUAAUAUUCCGGUGACGAGGAUCUCCCCGGAGGAUUCUGGGACAUGUAGUUCGUGGCAGAUCUGACGGACUGCAUGACAUCCAUAUUGUUAUGGGAUGUCAUUUCUCACGGUGAAUACCAACUUACGUUGGCCUGUUCUCACCAGACACACCUAGUGGUGUCAGUGGUGAUAUCAUCUACUUAAAGGGGUGCAUUCAGUUAGUCAGUGAAGUAUGUGAUGUCCUGUGAAGUCCACAUUAUGGACUGUAUUUGUUUGCUUCCAUACCUAUCUGACUAUGGUUGAUGAGCACAUCCAAUAUACUCUCCCACCAGUUAUUGUCUGAUGGAGUGGAGAGCACUGUAUUUGACUCACUGGAAUAAAAUCACCAACAUGGACUCAUGGAAUCUUGUACCUUCUCCUCCAAGUUAAAUUGGAAUAUUGCUGUACGUGCAUGCACAAAACGUGAGAGUUCCAUUCAAAUCUGAAAGAACCAUGAUGAUCGAUGUUACUUAGCAAUAGUUAGAAUAAAAGGUGAUAACCGUCCACGCUCUGUGGAAAUGCUUUCUUUUGUUUUACAGUGGUUACAAAGCACUGGAAUGACUUCUAUAAGUUGCUAAUUAAGAACCAGUGUGGUCAAUAGUGGCUAUUUCUUUUGUCCUGUUGAAACGCAGUGGUAGCAAUGGUUUCUGUAGCGUGCCGAAGACUCCAAGAUCUCUUUCCUUUAGUUUAGAAAGUACAUUUCUCAGUUCAGUUUAGACUUACUUUAUUAUCAUUCAAAAUUGGUAGAAUGUAUAAAUUAAAUCUUAAUGUGGUAAUUGUGUAAUUAUAACAAAUGUGUACCGCAGAUCCACCUGGUUGUUAUAUAUGUUCUAAAUUACAUAUUUGCCCUCUGAGUAAAGAUAUGUAAUACUGCAUGAAGUAUUAAAACCAUGUAU
Molecule: messenger RNA, 4484 nt
Organism: Electrophorus electricus (electric eel)
Lineage: Eukaryota; Metazoa; Chordata; Actinopteri; Gymnotiformes; Gymnotidae
Gene: prkcg
Product: protein kinase C, gamma
Biological process (GO): protein phosphorylation
Molecular function (GO): diacylglycerol-dependent serine/threonine kinase activity; ATP binding; zinc ion binding
Source: RefSeq, a predicted model, not a curated record